AGCUCUAGAGCAACGGAGCCGAAGCGCAUAAACACCAGAUGAAAAAAUAUUUAUGCGAGCAUCGUUUGUUUUGGUAAUUGCCUGUCUCCCGUGGUCAGCUGCAUUUCGUGUUUACGAGGAUCGAGCGGCCGUACGUAAACGUACCGGACCAACGAGCCGUUUUCCCAACGUUUCUCCUGUGAAAUACCUUCCCGUUACCGACGGUAGAAACGUCCGUGCAUUCCGCAGCAAAUCGCCCGUGCACCAGCGAGAUCGUGCCGUUUCCAGCGUCGAACGCAAAAAGACACCGUGCAGUCGAGCGAACAGGUGCGCUGUCCAAGAUGGCCUUUUUACAGAAACGAGGACACCACGCGUUUCACCGUGUGUUCCGUAAAUGCUACGGUAACGAGACCGCUGCUGCAAGUUUUCUGGUAACGUAUAUACGAGUGACCGACCGACCACGUUCGUGCAGCACCCCAAAGGAAAUCCGUCGAUGCCAUAAAGAAAUUUCAUGCGUGUGUCUACGUCAGGAACGAUUAGUUGCAGAUAAAGAAAGAGAGAAAUGGAGAGAGAGAGAGAGAGAGAGCCGGCUCUCGCGGGAACGUAUCGUCACGGAACAGAAAGUUGCCGUUCCUUUCCAGCCACGAUCGACCGUAUUAUCAGAAAAUAAAUAAUGUUGCGCACGCUCGUUGAGGGCGGGUUGACGUUCGUAGUACGCGGCUAGUCGGACGGGCGGUUAGGGUAAAUUGGGUGGUUGGGGUGGUUCGAGCGUUCGGGUGGCGCUCACUCGGCCAGCAGGAAUCGCGAAGGAGAUUCAGUGGCGUCUAGGCAGCGACCGGGGUGCAAUCUGUUCGCGUCUCGCUCGCGCGUCGCCGUUCCACGUUGCCCGAAACGCUCGGCCGCUCGCAGCAUCGACCGAAGAUCGUUCGCCGCUGCUCCCUCGGAGGAACGACGGACACGGCAGACCGGAGCGUAAAAAACGGGGCGGACCUUCGAUAGCGAUCGAAGCUGCGUCGAAAGUACCUACCGCGGGGGUCUAAGGAAAAAUCGAGUUAACGUCGAGGAAUCGAGUCCAAUCAACCGAGGUGGAGAAGCGAGGCAGAAUCUUGGCCGUAAAAAAAAAGAAGGGAAAAUAGAGGUGGACGAUAUUAGAUUUGUAGACGAGAUUGGUUAUCUAAUUCGACUAUCCCGGCCGGCAGCGGAUCGAGCGGGCUGUCGAUUCCGACGGUAGCAGGUUUCGACGGGAUUCAGGUGCGCGGCCGCUAAUGCCUUCUUGAAUCGAUCGGUUCGCGAUCGCGGUCCUGUUCGCGUUCGCGUGUCUGCGCUUCGAAUCGUAGCCGAGGGAACAGAGUAACGAAAGAACCAGCGGGCCGACGAGCGAACUGUAGCCAGCGACGAUGGCCGAUCUCGAGAGGAUCAGGUUGGUGGUGCUGGGUGGUGCCGGGGUCGGCAAAAGCUCGAUCAUACGUCGCCUGCUCGGCCAAGGAUUCUGCGAAAGGUACAGACCCACUGUCGAGGACCUCUACUCGAGGGAAUGCGCGCUGGGCACGCUCACGUUGAAGGUGGAUCUCUUGGACACGGCGGGCGACCUCCAGUUUCCGGCCAUGAGGAGGCUCAGCAUAGCCACCGCACACGCGUUCCUGCUGGUCUACGCCACAACCUCGAAGCCCAGUUUCGAAUGCGUUAAACAGUGUUUCGAAGAAGUCAGGGAACAACGAUCCGAUUAUCAGGAAGUGCCGAUAGUCAUCGCCGGAAACAAGCAGGAUCUGGCAACCACGCGUAGAGAAGUAUCUAUCGAGGACGUGAGCGAAUGGGUGUUCUGCAAGUUGCCGAAGCUCCGAGCGAAGGUGAUGGAAUGCUCCGCCAAGGAGGACUACAAUAUCAAGGACGUUUUCCGCUGUUUCAUCACGCUGUCGAAAAUCGUGCCGAAGAGCCUUCCCGGUGAAACGGACGAGUCGGGCCUCAGACGAAGAUGUUCCGCUUACGGAUCGCGCAGGUCCGGCAGUCCACACGGUAAAACGGCGGUCACCGGCGGGCCGGGAGGGAAUUCUCAUCAAACGGUCGCGCCGCAAUCUUCGACGGUCGCCGGCAACGAGGAAGUCGUCAAGAGCAAACCGCGCAGCCGUAGCUUGAUCAGGCGCGCCUCGCGAAAGACGAAGCAACAGAUCAGGGACACCCAUACCGAUGACUGCAACAUCUCCUAACUCGAUCGUUUUGCCAGCCAGCCCCCUCUUCUCCGCACGCUCCCGCGUACUCACGUUCAACGACUGUAGCAUAUUUCGGCCGGAUGUUGACCCCAUUCCGUCGUAGAGAUGUGACUAUUGCUUAUCGAUAUUGCAUCGAUAUCUUAUUGGUACUUAACGACGUAUCGGUGAUAUCGUUAAAGUAUCGUUAAGGGAAAUCGAGAGACUGAUCGUACGGUUUUAUCACGACGAGUACUUUACAUGUUGUAAAUUGUUAUAUUACAAACAGAAAUAAUGUGCACAUUUUAAUCGGUCCACGCUGUUUUAGGAGAAGCUGAUUGAACGAAUUAAUUGAACGAAAUUAGCCUGAAUCCUGGAAGCAUUCCCAGAUUGUUAAUAUUUGUGCUAGUGAUCUUAGUCCUUAGUCUAAGAUUGUUAGAUCUUGAACUUUAUUAGCUGCGUUAAUAAAUAUAAACGAAAAUAAAAUCGUUUGCAAAGGGUGCAGAUUAUGGUUAACAUUUACAAAUAUUCUGUUUGCGAUCAGUAUAAAUAGAAGUAAAGACAUUUGUUUGAAUAAUAUUAUAUUAUAUUAUAUUAUAUUAUAUUAUAUU
Molecule: messenger RNA, 2773 nt
Organism: Megalopta genalis
Lineage: Eukaryota; Metazoa; Arthropoda; Insecta; Hymenoptera; Halictidae
Product: GTP-binding protein Di-Ras2
Molecular function (GO): GTP binding; GTPase activity
Source: RefSeq, a predicted model, not a curated record